GGACUGGGAAGGGAUGGGAUUGUCAGGUCAGACGUUUCUUUCACGCUUCCUUUCAUCAAAAUUAAUAAACCUAGAAAACAGCGAAGACUCCUUCCUAUAGAAGAAACAGAGAGAGAGAGAGAGAGAGAAAGAGAGAGAGGUGUGGUCAGUUGAGGGCGAAUGGGAUGGGCGAUCGCCUUACACGGUGGCGCCGGUGACAUCCCUCUAGAUCUGCCACCGGAGCGCCGAGAGCCUAGAGAGGCAGCCCUUCGUCAAUGCCUAGAUAUCGGAGUCGCAGCUCUCAAAGCCAAACGAGCUCCUCUGGAUGUCGUCGAGCUUGUGGUACGUGAACUGGAGAACUGCCCGCACUUCAAUGCUGGUAGGGGGUCUGUCCUAACCAGCCAAGGCACGGUUGAAAUGGAGGCCUGCAUAAUGGAUAACACAAAGAAAUGUGGAGCUGUUUCUGGUCUUACAAAUGUAAUGAAUGCCAUAUCUCUAGCUAGGCUGGUUAUGGAGAAAACUCCUCACAUAUAUCUUGCAUUUGAAGGUGCAGAGGCAUUUGCAAGGGAACAAGGAGUUGAAACUAUGGAUCAAAGCCAUUUCAUUACCCUAGAAAAUAUUGAGAGACUAAAGCAAGCAAAAGAAAGCAACAGAGUUCAGGUAGAUUAUACACAGCCUAUCCUGAAAGAAACCAUUGUAGCUGAUGGGGAAAGCCAAGUGGGGACUGUUGGUUGUGUGGCUGUUGAUGUCCAUGGAAAUUUAGCUGCUGCAACUUCUACCGGUGGAUUAGUGAACAAGAUGGUGGGAAGGAUUGGAGACACACCCAUCAUUGGCGCAGGGACAUACGCCAAUAGCUUUUGUGCUGUCUCUGCCACGGGAAAAGGUGAAGCAAUAAUACGAGCUACUGUUGCACGUGACGUGGCUGCUCUGAUGGAGUACAAGGGGCUUUCGCUGCAGGAAGCAGCGGCUUAUGUUGUAGAAAAGUGCACCUCAAAGGGCACAACUGGCUUGGUUGCUGUGUCUUGUACUGGAGAAAUAACCAUGCAGUUCAACACGACAGGCAUGUUCAGAGCUUGUGCUACAGAAGAUGGACAUUCAGAAAUUGCAAUAUGGCCUUCUCUGUCAAGUUAAUCUCACUGUUUGUCGACUUGAUCAGCUUGUUGAGUCUUGGAUGUUACAAUAUUGUGGUAAAAGAACAGACAAUAAGGACCCAAAAUACUAAAAUUGAACAAUAUGGGUUGUCUGUAAGAUUAGCCUAAAUCAUGAGGGUGCUCGGUUGAAUGUGUAAUUUCUUCUUUUGGCUUC
This is a messenger RNA of Diospyros lotus (date-plum), 1284 nucleotides long. Its product is annotated as isoaspartyl peptidase/L-asparaginase 1. Bases 160 to 1110 code for a protein of 316 amino acids. The transcript has 4 exons. NCBI's taxonomy places the organism in Eukaryota, Viridiplantae, Streptophyta, Magnoliopsida, Ericales, Ebenaceae. Gene Ontology annotation, molecular function: hydrolase activity. The record is from RefSeq and is a predicted model, not a curated record.